UGCAAAGCUGCCCAUUCCCCGAACAAACGCCACGAGACUAUCCACUCCACACCACCUCGGACCGCCUACCAUCCCCGCACCAUCUUCAAGGCGCCACCUUACACUUUAGUACACUUCACGAGGUGAUACACCUUCACACCCUGCCACGUUCCUUAUCUCUGCCUCCCUAUAAUACCCGACACCCAACACAACAUCAUCAUAAUAAGGGGGGGAAAACGUAUGCUCUUAUUUUCCCAGUCAUUGCUGUGUGUGUCGCUCACGAAAGGAAGUCAUGCCUCAUCGAUCAAGGCCCAUGUCGAGGUACGAGCCAUCUUCAGGACAACCAGCUUCACGCAAGGUGGUGAAGUUUAUGACUGCAGGGACAAUAGGUGCAGCACUGUUGGUGUUGUCCGGGUUAACUUUGACUGGGACAGUUAUAGCCUUGGUCGUGGCCACACCAGUUCUGGUGCUGUCUAGUCCAAUUUUAGUCCCGGCAGCGAUUGUUGUUUUCUUGGUCGCUUCUGGGUUCUUUUUCUCAAGUGGGUGUGGCUUGGCUGCUAUAAUGGUAACGCUGUGGAUAUAUAACUAUGUGACUGGUAAGCAUCCACCUGGUGCUGAUAAGCUGGAUUAUGCUGGAGGGAGGAUAGCAGAAACGGCCAAGGAUAUGAAAGAUAGAGCUAAAGAGUGCGGUCAGAAUGUGCGACAGAAGGUUCAAGAAUCUAGUCAUACUCAAACUUCUUAAUUAAUUGAAAGAGGUGGUGGGUUUGCCUGGGUUAAUGUGUUUUGGUUGUCAGUUUCUUAUCACGUAGUUGUAAUGCUCUCCUCGUUUAAUUUGCAGCUGAUGAUUUUGGCGUGUCAAUAAAUCCCACUUCUGUUUGUAAUAACAGGAAAUAAUCAAGUUUUAUCUUUAAAAAAACAA
Populus nigra (black poplar) is the source of this 898-nucleotide messenger RNA. RefSeq names its product oleosin Ara h 15.0101-like. Bases 272 to 721 code for a protein of 149 amino acids. Lineage: Eukaryota; Viridiplantae; Streptophyta; Magnoliopsida; Malpighiales; Salicaceae. The record is from RefSeq and is a predicted model, not a curated record. Gene Ontology annotation, biological process: lipid storage. The transcript has a single exon. Gene Ontology annotation, cellular component: monolayer-surrounded lipid storage body; membrane.